This is a messenger RNA of Aedes aegypti (yellow fever mosquito), 2687 nucleotides long. RefSeq names its product pre-rRNA-processing protein TSR1 homolog (gene Tsr1). Gene Ontology annotation, cellular component: nucleus; preribosome, small subunit precursor. Bases 126 to 2582 code for a protein of 818 amino acids. Lineage: Eukaryota; Metazoa; Arthropoda; Insecta; Diptera; Culicidae. Gene Ontology annotation, molecular function: GTP binding; GTPase activity; U3 snoRNA binding. The transcript has 4 exons. Gene Ontology annotation, biological process: maturation of SSU-rRNA from tricistronic rRNA transcript (SSU-rRNA, 5.8S rRNA, LSU-rRNA); endonucleolytic cleavage of tricistronic rRNA transcript (SSU-rRNA, 5.8S rRNA, LSU-rRNA); ribosome biogenesis. The record is from RefSeq and is a predicted model, not a curated record.
CUCGCGCACGGUCUUGUAAACAUGUCAAAAGCCAUGUGCGGCUCGGCCAGUUUCUGAGUGCGGUGAAAAAUCGAAGUUUUUCUGGUGAAAAUCAUUAGCAAAAAUCUUGGAAAUCUACGCAAAUCAUGGCCAUAGAUACCAUCCAUAAGGCUGGUGCGCUGAAGCAAACCAACAAGGCGCAUAAACAUGGAAAACAUGCAUCUAAGCGAUCGCUCGAUAGAGUCGCUAAAGGAAAGACAAACUUGAAAUCCGCCACUAAAAAGUCGCACCGAGAGCUCGGCCGGGAAGAUCGUCGCCGGCAAGCGAACCAAAUUCGCAAAAAUAAGCGCCAGGAAGCGAUUGCGCUGAAGAGAGCUAUCGGAGGAGCAACGACGGCACCGUUUUUGACCUGUAUUCUUCCGUUGCACGCCAAUGUGGACCCCAAUUCGGCUCUGGCCAUUGUGGAGGGAUGUGACGAGGAGGCCACCGUGUUCAGAGUUUCCAACAGGAUUCGAUACAUGAAUAUUUCUAUCCUCUCUUCAUUACUUAGCGUUCCCCGAUUCCGUCAGAGGUUCUCAUUCAUCACCCCCGAGGUUGGACACGGUCAUGAGCUUUCAGUUCUGGAUGCGCUCAAAGUGUGCGAUUCAACCAUUUUGCUUCUCUCCGCCACCGAAGUGGAAGAUGAUAUCAUUGAUAAAAAUGGUGCCAAAAUCUUAAACAUGGCUCUUAGUCAAGGUCUUCCUACGCCAAUGGUGUUUGUCAUGGAUAUGGAAUCUAUUGCCCCGAAGAAGCGCGGACAGGUGAAAAGCGCAAUUCAAAAGGCAAUCUCCGACGUUCUGCCGGAUGAAAAGAUCAUGACUUUGGAUUCCAACACCGAUGGAUUGAACUUGUUGCGUCGAGUUGGUGGUCAAAAACGAAAGGUCCUCCACAAUAAAGCCAAUCGUCCGCAUUUGUUCGGAGAGAAGGUUGAGUAUGUACCGGAGAUGGGCGAAGGAAGUGUAGGAACUCUGAAGGUUACUGGUUUUCUGCGUGGAGUUCCCUUGUCGGUCAAUCAGCUGGUGCACAUUCCUGGUCUAGGUGACUUCCAAAUGUCGGAAAUCUACGCCCCUGAGGAUCCGUACAAAUUGCGAAAAGGAGACGAGGAAAUGUCGUCAGGAGAGUGCAAGCUGUUGGCCAAGGCCGAUGAGCAGAAGCAAACAAGCCUACAGAAGGAGAACAUCCCUGAUGAGAUGGAUGCUGAGCAAACGUGGCCAACAGAGGAAGAAAUUGAAGCUUCGAAAAAUGAGAACAAGAAAAAGCUGAUCAAGAGGAUUCCUAAAGGUAUGAGCGACUACCAAGCUGCCUGGAUUCCAGAUAUUGAAGAAGUGUCCGAGAAUGACGAUGACGAUGAGGAUGAUGAAGACGAUGACGACGAAGAGGAGGAAGAUUACAUGUCUUGUGAAUCAGAUACGGAAAGCAAGGCAGCAGAGCAAGAGGAAACCGAAGAGGAUGAUGAAGAAUAUGAGGAAGUGAGCGUUUCGGAUGGCCCUGUUUCGGCUGAAAGGUACGACAAACAAAUGGACAUGGAAGAAGAGAAACGCACACUUGCGAAUCUACAAGCAGCCAAGGAUGACGAAAUUUUCCCCGAUGAAAUCGACACUCCGGCAAACAUUCCUGCCAGAGAACGGUUUAGGAAAUAUCGUGGCUUGGAAUCGUUCCGAACGUCUCCCUGGGAUGUGAAGGAAAAUCUGCCACUGGAUUACGCUAAAAUCUAUCAGUUCAAGAAUUUCGAUCGCACGAAGCGACGGAUCAUCAAAGAUGCUCAAGAAGUGGAUGAUGGAGUUAUGCCUGGCUGGUACAUCCAAAUUCUCGUGAAAAACGUUCCUCAAGAUGCGUGGAAUGCUUAUCUCUCGGCAGGAAAUGGCGAACAGGUUGUAGUGUACGGCUUGUUACCUCAUGAACAUCAAAUGUCCGUCAUGAACGUGUGUUUGAAGAGGACUUCUAACUCUACCAUCCCCAUCAAGUCCAAGGAACGUCUUAUCGUUCAGUGUGGCUUCCGGCGGUUUAUUGUGAACCCAAUAUUCAGCCAGCAUACCAACGGCGACAAGCACAAGUAUGAGCGGUACUUCCGACCGGGAAUGACUGUGGUGGCCACUUUCUUCGCUCCUAUACAGUUUCCUCCGGCGCCGGUAGUGUGCUUCCGAACCAACCCAGACACGUCUCUCGGAAUGGUGGCCUCGGGUAGCGUGAUCGACUGCAAUCCGGACAGGGUGGUGCUGAAGCGUGCCGUCAUCAGCGGACAUCCGUUCAAGAUACAUCGCAAAUCGGCCGUGAUUCGGUAUAUGUUCUUCAAUCCGGAGGACAUCGAGUAUUUCAAACCAUGCAAGCUGCGCACCAAGUUGGGCCGAUUGGGUCAUAUCAAGGAAUCGCUGGGAACUCACGGUCAUAUGAAGUGCAUCUUCGAUACACAGUUGAAAUCACACGAUACGGUUCUACUGUAUCUGUACAAGCGAGUGUAUCCCAAGUGGACGUACGAGGACUGCAUUGUCUCGUGUGCUGCUGGUCACAGUAGUAAUACGGGUUCCAUAACCAGCCUGAAGGAGGACGAGGAAAUGCAAGAGUAGAGUGGUGACGUGGUAAAGGUAAGUUAUGUGUUGGGAGAUGUAGCAUUGGAAGCGCAGAGUUUUGUUGCAUUCUAUAUACUAUAACAGGAGUUAUAACCAAAAGUA